Eruca vesicaria subsp. sativa (arugula) is the source of this 684-nucleotide messenger RNA. The record is from the annotation of a GenBank genome assembly. Lineage: Eukaryota; Viridiplantae; Streptophyta; Magnoliopsida; Brassicales; Brassicaceae.
CAAUGGACAAUCUAUUGGGGCUUCUCAGAAUUCAUGUGAAGAGAGGUGUGAAUCUCGCCAUUAGAGAUAUCUCAAGCAGUGAUCCUUAUGUCGUCGUUCACUCAGGAAAACAGAAGCUGAAAACACGCGUAGUGAAACAAAGUCUUAACCCAGAGUGGAACGACCAUUUAACGCUUUCUGUGACUGAUCCAAAUCUCCCUGUUAAACUUACGGUUUAUGACUAUGACUUGCUCUCGGCGGAUGACAAAAUGGGUGAAGCUGACUUUAGCAUUGCUACUUAUCUUGAAGCCAUUAAAUUCCGCCAUACGCUCGAAGGAGGACUUCCUGAUGGGACGAUAAUAAUGAAGAUACAACCGAGCAGACAAAAUUGUUUGUCUGAAGAGAGUCAUAUUGUGUUGAACCAAGGAAAGCUUGUUCAGAAUAUGUUCCUUAGGCUCCAGCACGUGGAAUGUGGAGAAGUGGAGAUACAGCUUGAGUGGAUUGAUAUCCCCGGUUCAAGGGGUAUUUAAGCCAGACCCCUCUUAGGACGUGUGCUGAGAGUGAAAAAGCACAAAACCCCACAUUUUUCUUAGUUUUUCAUUGUAUAUGUCUUAUAUUUUUAUUUUUAUUUUGUUAAAAUUUGUAGACCCUAAAUUUGAUUAGUUUUUUUUUUGACAACACAAGGCCAUAUAUAAUUUGAGCGGG